Molecule: messenger RNA, 699 nt
Organism: Brassica oleracea var. oleracea
Lineage: Eukaryota; Viridiplantae; Streptophyta; Magnoliopsida; Brassicales; Brassicaceae
Exons: 2
Coding region: 1-699 (232 amino acids)
Source: RefSeq, a predicted model, not a curated record
AUGGACGAAGGACUAGCUAAAGUGAUGCAAGCAAUGUCCAUUGAGGAGGAUUUACCGGUGACGCUGACGGAGGAUGAAGAUUUCAGUGCUGCAGUUCCCCUAUCGAAGGAAAGCUUUCAGUUCAUCAUCGAUCUUGAAACAGACCUCCAAACGGUGAUGAAACAUGGCUUUCGGACCUUUGAUGACUGGGGGAUGGUUAUGGAUCGCUGGAUGGAGUUCCCUCCAUCAGACUUCUUAAAGAAAGCAUCAGUGUGGAUUCGUCUACAUAAGCUACCGGUGAACUAUCUUACACUAAAAACCAUUAGGGCUGUCUCAAACCCAAUUGGUCAUGUGAAAGAUAUCGAGUUUGACCCGGAGAAACCUCAUCUCCAAGAGUACAUUAGAGUGAGGAUCAUUUUGGAUCUCCAACAGCCUGUGCGAGACACAAAGCUAUUGAAUCUACCUAAUGGAGGGAGUACUACGGUAGACGUGGAGUAUGAAAGGGUUCGAAAGAAAUGUUUUCACUGUCUCAGACUGUCACAUGAGAAACAGAGGUGUCCUCUUUAUCAAGGUCUCAAGAACAAAAGUGGGAAUGCAGGUGACAAAGGGAAAGGAAUUGCAAUAACCCCCCUGGUGCACCGUCAACACCACCCUGAGUUGGUGGGCACGCUAAUGCCACUCUUGUCUACACCAACAGCCCCUCCUGGCUUUGCACCGUGA